AGGUGCACAAAAAGGGCUUUAGGUCUGGGAGCAGUUCUUAGUGCCACCUGAGAAGGGAACAUGCCGCCAAAAAGGAAGGCCAGCAAAGUGUCCACCUCACAGGAUGAGGUGGACUUGAAGAGCCUCAAGGUUGCGGACUUGAAGAGCCUCAAGGUUGCGGACUUGAAGAAGAUGUGUGAGACAAAUGGCCUGGGUAAAACAGGCACCAAGACCCAACUGAUUCAAAGGCUCCAGAAACACCAACAGGAUGAAGAGGAACCACCAGCAAAGAUGAAGAAAGAGGAGAGUGAGGGGACGAAGAUGAAGAAAGCCUUUCAGGCCCUGAAGGAAGAGAACCCAACAGCGAAACGGAAAGCCAAGGUCGAUCAAAGCUGCCCCCUCAGCAACGACUCGGAUGUCCAAGUAUUGAAAGACUACGACUCCAUGCUGAACCAGACAAACAUUGGACAGAACAACAACAAGUACUACGUCAUUCAAGUGCUUCACAACAAGAGGACUGGGAAUUAUUGGACAUGGAAUCGAUGGGGACGGGUGGGGGAGGCAGGUCAGACAUCACUGACACCGUGUGCUAAGGAUGAAAAGAAAGCCAUCGACUUGUUCAAGAAGAAGUUCUCCGACAAGACAAAAAAUAAGUGGGAGAAUCAGAACAACUUCACACCUUACCCUGGCAAAUACACUCUUCUCGACAUGAGCGGAGAGGACGAGGAGGAAGAGAAAGUGGAAGUGAAGGAGGAGAAGGGGAAGAAGAAAAAAGUGAAAGGCUGCUCUUUGGAUAAGGCCACACAGGAGCUAAUCUCCUUGAUCUUCGAUCAUGAUAUGUUCAACAACGCCAUGAAAGCCAUGAACCUUGACACGAAGAAGAUGCCUCUGGGGAAACUGAGCAAGCAACAGAUUGCUAAGGGGUUCGACGCCCUCCUCGAACUGGAAGAGGCCAUCAAAAACAAAAAGAGCCAAGAUGUCCUGUCCGACUUGUCGUCCAAGUUCUACACUCUGAUCCCUCACGACUUCGGACGCAUGAGGCCAACUGUAUUAGACAAUGCAGACUUGAUUCGAGAGAAGAAGGACAUGCUGCUUGUUCUCAGCGACAUUGAACUUGCUCAAAGCAUGGAAAAGGAUUCUACGAAGAAGGAAGGAGAGAAAAAAGAGAUGCCUCAUCCACUGGAUGUCAAGUACGAACAACUCAAAUGUCGCCUCACCCGACUGGAUCCAUCCCACGAGAUGUACGAGAUCCUCCAGACCUACAAGGAGAAGACCAAGCCUGAUAACACGAAACUCCGAAUCCUGGAUAUCUUUGAGAUCAACAGGGAACCAGAAGGGCUUCGUGCAAAGCGUCAUGAUGGCAUUUCGAACAGAAAGCUGCUCUGGCACGGAACAAACGUUGCUGUCGUUGCUGCCAUUCUAAAGGAAGGCCUCAGAAUCAUGCCCCAUUCUGGAGGACUCGUCGGAAAGGGCAUCUACUUUGCCUCCUUGAAUCAGAAGAGCUAUGGCUAUGUGGGGUCGACGGGAGGCUGGGGAGCAAACAAGGAGAAUAUAGGAAUCAUGUUCCUGGCAGAGGUCAUACUUGGCAACGAGCACUCCGUCUUUCAGUGUGAACCGAAUAUCACGAAGGCUCCUGCUGGCUGCGAUUCAGUUGUAGCUCAAGGACAGAUUGAACCAAAUCCAAAGGAGGACAAGGUAAUAGUCCUGGAUGGGAAGCAGGUGAUGGUGCCACAGGGAAAGCCAGUCAAGAAUCCUAAGGCCAAGAAUACUUCAUUUUAUUUCAGUGAAUAUCUUGUAUAUCAAGAAAGUCAAGUUCGACUUCGCUACCUCAUCAAAUUCGACUGGAGCAACUGAUUCACAAUACCCAGUCAAAGAUCAAAGAUGAUUCGUAGCUGAACUGUAAAUACUUGCAUUGAGUUUUCAGCAAUUUCCUCCACCAUUUGACAGUUUCUUUGCAUGUCAGUGAUCACUAUGCAGC
Darwinula stevensoni is the source of this 1957-nucleotide messenger RNA. The record is from the annotation of a GenBank genome assembly. NCBI's taxonomy places the organism in Eukaryota, Metazoa, Arthropoda, Ostracoda, Podocopida, Darwinulidae.